Messenger RNA from Heterostelium album PN500, 2505 nucleotides. RefSeq names its product meprin and TRAF domain-containing protein (gene usp7). Gene Ontology annotation, molecular function: cysteine-type deubiquitinase activity; cysteine-type endopeptidase activity. Gene Ontology annotation, biological process: regulation of protein stability; protein deubiquitination. Gene Ontology annotation, cellular component: nucleus; cytosol. The transcript has 8 exons. The coding region runs from base 1 to 2505 and encodes 834 amino acids. NCBI's taxonomy places the organism in Eukaryota, Evosea, Eumycetozoa, Acytosteliales, Acytosteliaceae. The record is from RefSeq and is a predicted model, not a curated record.
AUGUUAUAUGAAUUCAUUGUUACAGGCAUUUUUGGAAGUGUUGCCGUAUCGACUAAAGAGUUGACCAAGAGUUUCGGUUGGGGAACUCAUGACAUCUUCACUCAACACGACGUACAGGAACUCAAUCGUGUGCUCUGUGACAACCUCAAUGAAAAGAUGAAGGGUACCAAAGCAGAGGGUACAAUCGACAACCUAUUCCGUGGUAAAAUUAAAAACUUUAUAAAAUGUGAAACCGUAAAAUAUGAAUCAAAGAGAGAAGAAGAGUUUUAUGAUUUAUCAUUGAAUGUUAAAGGUUGUUCGACUAUUCAUCAAUCGUUUGAAAAGUAUGUAGAGGUUGAGCGAUUGGAUGGAUCAAACAAGUAUGAUGCCGAAGGAUUUGGUUUGCAGGUUGCCAAUAAGGGAUGCAGAUUUCUAUCAUUUCCACCAGUGUUACAUCUUCAAUUGAAACGUUUCGAAUACGAUCCAAUCAGAGAUGCCAAUGUUAAAGUCAAUGAUAGAUAUACUUUUCCAGAGGUUUUAGAUCUAACUCCUUAUUUGGAUGAAGAAGCUGAUAAAUCUUUACCUUCUAUUUAUCAUUUACAAGGUGUUUUAGUUCAUUCAGGUGAUUUGCAUAAUGGUCAUUACUAUGCAUUUAUGAAACCAUCAAUGGACGGUGAAUGGUUGAAAUUCGAUGAUGAAGAUGUUUCAAAAUGUACAUUUACACAAGUUACAGAGGAAAGUUUUGGUGCUGAAGUUGAUCCAACCAAAAGAAUGCCAUUUAUUAGAAAUUUCACCAAUGCUUAUAUGUUAAUUUAUUUAAGAGAGAAAGAGUCGAACGAUCUUUUGAAACCAAUACCAGAUUCAGAUAUUCCAGAGCAUCUCAAACAGAGAAUUGAAAGCGAUGAAAAGAAGACCAACAAUCAAUACUUUAGAAUCAAACUAACAACGGACGAGGAUUUUGUAAAUAACCCAGGAUUUGACUUGGCAGAUUUCACGAAAGUGCAGUUUCAAAUGAUUCCUCUAAAGCCUGGUGAAGUCUAUAACGUCGCAUACUUGAAGCGACAGAUAACCACUCUCAUUGGAAUUCCACCAGAGAGACAGAGAAUCUGGUCUUGGUUUGUAAGAAGAAACAAAACCUUGAGAAUCGAUCUGACCCCGGAAUAUGAUGAAACUUCACUCGCUGAGAUCCGAGACAAAUUCAGACAACAAGAAAUCAGACUUUAUCUUGAAGUAUCAUAUAUUCCUAGAUCAUUAAACAUGACAGAACAGAAUUCAUAUUUCCAACCAAUUGCACCAACUCUCUCGAACGGAUUGAUUUUCUUUAAAUAUUAUAACCCACAAACAACAACAAUGAAAUUCGUAGGAUCAAGAGUCAUCGAUCUUAACUGGAAAGCAUCGCAUAUCGUGCCUAUUUUGAAUCAGCUUGCAGGUCUUCCUCAGAACACCAACAUUGCUUUGUAUGAGGAGCUCUCAGAGUCAGAUAUUGAACCAUUGAAACUUUCAGAGACAUUGAAGAAACUGGAAAUUCAGAAUGGUGAUAUCAUUGUCUUCCAAAAACCAGUUCCAAUCAAUGAGAAAUAUCAUUAUCCAACAACUUUAGAGUAUUUCGAUUACAUCAAACACAAGACUACAGUAAAGUUUAAGCAGGUUGAGAAUAAUAGUGUAAACUUUACAUUGGAGUUGUCAAAGGAUAUGAAGUAUCCAGAGAUUACAAACAUAAUUUCUCAACAAAUCAAAGUCGAUGCAAACAAGAUUAGAUUAUUAACUGGUCCUAAAUAUUAUGGUUCCGAUUUCACACCCAUCAAACCAAAUGACAACAUCCCAUUGAAAGAUAUCUUAUUGUCUGGACAAAGAUCAACAGACCAACUUUACUUUGAAGUUUUGAACAUUCCAGUUAGUGAGUGUGAAUCUAAAAGAAAUUUCAAGGUCAACUGGCUCAAACCAAACUAUGAAUAUGAAAAGGUUUCUAUUUGGGUUCCAAAGAUUGGUGAUGUUAGUGACAUUAAAAAGACAUUUGUAGAUAUUAUUGCAGAGACAAUGCCAGAUAUACCUGCCAUGAAUGUGGACAAGUUGAAAUUGCUAGAGAUUAGAUCGCACAGAGUCGAUAGAGAGCUUAAAGAUGAAUUUAUAGCACAGAUCAUGGAUAACAUUAAUCUAAAGAUUGAAGCCAUCUCUGAAGAAGAGCUGAACCGUUCACCAACUGAUAAGCUCGUUCAAGUGGUUCACUUCUCUAAUGAUUCAGGUUUUACAUCAUAUCACAGUAUUCCAUUUUUGUUGAUCAUUAAAGAGGAAGAGUCAUUUGCACAGAUUCGCACUAGAAUUCAAGCAAGACUUGGCACAUCUGUCAGUCCCAAUGAGUUUGCUCGGUGGAAACUUGCAAUCAUUCAAGAUGAAAAGCCAAAGUUAAUCAGUGACGACACCAUAGUCAGCAAAGGUAGCGAUUGGAAUAAUGUAAUGCUCGGACUUUUACAUCAUCCUGCACUCCACACGAAACACAAUCAAAAGGCUAUAAAAAUCAAUAAAUAG